Molecule: messenger RNA, 2307 nt
Organism: Paralichthys olivaceus (Japanese flounder)
Lineage: Eukaryota; Metazoa; Chordata; Actinopteri; Pleuronectiformes; Paralichthyidae
Source: RefSeq, a predicted model, not a curated record
GAGUUUAGAAGAUGGUGACUAAGAGGAUACGAUCAGAGUACAUGAAGAAAUUCAAAGACCCCAAAUGGGAGACCUACACCAAGUGUUAUGAGGAGAUGCUGAAGUACAGGCUGACACGCCGGCUGUUGGAGCACACACACAACCCCUGGUUCUGGAGCGGCUCAGAAAGUGAUUCAGACUCAGCGGGAAGAAGUCCUCCCCCUCCUCCCAAUAAAAACCAGGUACAGGACGAAACCGUCAGGGGUGGGACGGAGGCUGAGCUGGAGGAGUGUCAGGGGGCGAGGACGGAUAAACAGCCGGAGCUGCAAGCCAGUACUGCAGGGCCUGUACCCAGACUUAACAUUCAGGUGGAGGAGGGAAAUGGAGGUAGCUGCUCACAGCUUGAUGAUGUCAAGCAGAUGAAAGUAGCAGAGGAGGAGAGGGAGGAGCAGAGAGCCAGCAGCAGAGGCAGUAAACAGCUACCAGUUUCCCACAGAGUGCGAGACCAAGAGACUGGACAGCACCGAUUGCAGCAGAGUAAACUCCCCAAAUCCUCCAAACAAACUUGGCUCUCCCAUCGCAUCAGACCUGCACCAUCACGGCAGCCCAAGGAGGAGAGUAAGGGCAGCAGACACUCUUUCGCUCUGUACGGUUCUGGAGAGAAGCAUGCAGACAUCGGGGCCAGAAAGACGCACAACGUCGGCCCCACGGCUUCGACAAAUGAGAUACACGAGUCAGCUCUACGUGCUAAGACCAGGCGGGAGGUGGAGCGUCAGAUCCAGACCCACAGAGCUGAGCGCCGGAGAGCCAAGUCUGUCGAGCUGGACAAGACCAGGAGGGUGGUUCAACCUGAGUUCAACCCCUGGCUCACUGAGUACAUGCGCUGCUUCUCUGCUCGCUCACAAUAGGACAGACACACACACACACACACACACACACACACACUGCAGACAUAUGUAGGAUUCUAGACAAAAAAGAAGGUGAAACCAUUAUUGCCUAUCAUCUCUGAGGUCUGAGUACACAUUAUUUUAGAAUAGAGUAUUAAGACUCACUCUGACAUUCAGCAUUUAAACAGGAGGAACUUGAACAUUGAAUUUCACAGUGUGGCUUUUUAGACCAUGAGUGUCUAUCGAUCCAUCUGUAAAUCAAUUUAAUAUCUACAUCAAGAAAUAUCUUACAGGGUAGAUCAGGCUCUUGAAAGAAACAAUUUUUAAAGAUGAUGUAUAGAUAAGAAUAUGUCAACAGAUAUUUAGAUGGGAAAGAACAUACAUGCAAAUAGCAUUUUACAGCCAUACUUUAAUGCAGCCCCUUUAAACAAAUGUGUCCACAUUUUUAUACAUGGUUAUCAGUCUGUAGUGGUCUCACAGAGGUAGAGAAGGCACAAUGUGUGAGUAGAUUCAGUGAUUUGCUUUCUUAAAAAUGAUUAAGAGAUAAAAAAUGGGACCAUCGGGGUUGGAUGAUACUGGACAUAUUGUGUACACAUGUAAACAAAGUCAAACACACUAGAACAAUAGUUGGCAUUCCAAAAUAUUGUGCAACACAUAUUUAAUAUGUGUGCUGAGCAUUAUGUUGGGUGACAUACAGAGAUAUGUCUGCGUUAAAGGUUUAAUAGUCUUCAGCUCACUUAAUGCUGUGGACUUAUAGAUUCAUCUGUUUGUGUAACAGUUGACUGCUCUUUUCUCACUUGAUAGAUUGUACAUCUCUUAGACGCUGCGUUGUGCGAUAAUUACUUUUCAAAUAGUACGUUGACAACAUGUGUGUCUUUCUCUUGUAUUCUUGUGUGUAAUCAAACAACUUGGUGCUAACACAGUCUGAAUAUCUGUGACUUUUAAAGCCACUGGGACGACUGUGAACAGUGUGUGUGUGGUGUUGUGGAUACUGGUCUUUCUUUCUUUAUACAGGUGUCAGAGAAUUUAACAUUCAAAAUACAGCUCAUUUACAGCUAUUUUUUUAGCACACAAUAAUUAACAAAACUAUUUAAAGAUAAAUGAUCUAAUUAUAAUUAUUAGUGAAUAAGAUUCAGAGCCAAAGUUGAGUCAACACAAAGUUGGAUGUAAAGCCAAAGUCUAAAUGACCUCGCAUUAGAAUUGCUAUCAUAAAUAUAAUAGAAAUAACAUGAGUGCAUGUUACUAAUGCUAACUAAAGCAGGACCAAACCAAACAGCACUUUGACAAUUAGUCGCCUUUCUUGAAUAACAUUCGUAGAUUUUCUGACAAGCUUUAGGUUUUCAUGUAAUGUCUUUUAAAUCUCUGCAUAUUUGUAUGUUUAUGUGAAAGUAAAUGUUAUUUGUAUGUACACGAGAAGACUGAACAGCAUUUUAACAGUUUG